Messenger RNA from Lagopus leucura (white-tailed ptarmigan), 3656 nucleotides. RefSeq names its product 3-hydroxy-3-methylglutaryl-CoA synthase 1 (gene HMGCS1). Gene Ontology annotation, molecular function: hydroxymethylglutaryl-CoA synthase activity. The transcript is spliced from 10 exons. The record is from RefSeq and is a predicted model, not a curated record. The coding region runs from base 116 to 1684 and encodes 522 amino acids. Gene Ontology annotation, biological process: acetyl-CoA metabolic process. Gene Ontology annotation, cellular component: cytosol. NCBI's taxonomy places the organism in Eukaryota, Metazoa, Chordata, Aves, Galliformes, Phasianidae.
UUAAAGGCGCCGCGUGCCGGCUGCCUGUGUCUGCUUGUCCUCUUGUGGGUGUGUGUGUGCGAGCGCGCCCAGCGAUAGCGGAGCCGGAGCCAUCGCCUUGUGCAGAUCUGCCACGAUGCCCGGGUCUCUUCCAGUGAACACUGAAUCCUGCUGGCCCAAAGAUGUGGGUAUUGUUGCACUGGAAAUCUAUUUUCCCUCUCAGUAUGUUGACCAGACAGAGCUGGAGAAGUAUGACGGUGUGGAUGCAGGCAAAUACACCAUUGGGUUAGGCCAGUCAAAGAUGGGCUUCUGCUCUGACCGAGAGGAUAUCAAUUCCCUCUGUUUGACUGUGGUUCAGAAGCUUAUGGAGAGGAACAGCCUAUCCUAUGACUGCAUUGGGAGACUGGAAGUUGGAACGGAGACAAUAAUUGAUAAAUCAAAAUCGGUGAAGACUGUCCUGAUGCAGCUGUUUGAAGAAUCUGGUAAUACAGAUGUAGAAGGAAUUGACACAACCAAUGCGUGCUAUGGAGGCACUGCUGCUCUUUUUAAUGCUAUUAAUUGGAUUGAGUCCAGUUCUUGGGAUGGACGCUAUGCACUUGUUGUUGCUGGAGACAUUGCCGUGUAUGCCACUGGAAAUGCCAGGCCAACAGGUGGAGCUGGUGCUGUUGCUAUGCUAGUUGGUCCAAAUGCUCCUCUAAUUUUUGAGAGAGGAUUGCGUGGAACCCACAUGCAGCAUGCUUAUGACUUCUAUAAACCAGAUAUGGUCUCUGAAUAUCCUGUAGUUGAUGGCAAACUGUCUAUACAGUGCUACCUCAGUGCAUUAGAUCGCUGCUAUAGUGUUUAUCGCAACAAGAUCCAUGCCCAGUGGCAAAAAGAGGGGACAGACAGACGUUUCACCUUGAAUGAUUUUGGAUUCAUGAUCUUUCAUUCUCCCUACUGUAAACUGGUACAGAAGUCUGUGGCAAGGUUAUUGCUGAAUGACUUUCUCAGUGACCAGAAUGCAGAAACAGCAAAUGGUGUUUUCAGUGGUCUGGAAGCUUUCAGGGAUGUAAAGCUUGAAGAUACAUAUUUUGACAGGGAUGUGGAAAAAGCUUUUAUGAAAGCUAGUGCAGAGCUCUUCAAUCAGAAAACCAAAGCUUCUUUACUUGUGUCCAAUCAGAAUGGAAACAUGUACACGCCUUCAGUCUACGGUUGCCUUGCUUCUCUUCUAGCCCAAUACUCUCCAGAGCACCUUGCAGGACAAAGAAUUAGUGUGUUCUCCUAUGGCUCUGGUUUUGCUGCUACACUGUAUUCCAUCAGAGUUACACAGGAUGCCACUCCUGGUUCUGCACUGGACAAAAUUACUGCCAGCCUUUCUGAUCUUAAAGCAAGACUUGACUCAAGAAAAUGCAUUGCACCUGAUGUCUUUGCUGAAAACAUGAAGAUUAGACAGGAGACACAUCACUUGGCCAACUAUAUUCCACAGUGUUCAGUAGAAGAUCUCUUUGAGGGAACAUGGUAUCUUGUGCGUGUGGAUGAGAAACACAGAAGAACAUACGCGCGGCGCCCAGUUAUGGUUGAUGGACCCCUGGAGGCAGGAGUUGAAGUUGUCCACCCAGGCAUUGUUCAUGAGCACAUCCCAAGCCCUGCUAAGAAAGUGCCAAGAAUCCCUGCAACAACAGAAUCUGAAGGCGUUACUGUUGCCAUUUCCAAUGGGGAGCAUUAAGAUACCUCUGUGAGGUGGGAAAUGGAAAAAGGUGUGAGGGUAGGAUGAAAGAGUGGAAAGAUUACAGUAGUACUGGAGUUUCACUAUACAGUAGUACUUAAUUGGAGCAUGAAAAAGCUGUUUAAACUCCUUGAAAGGAUUUGUCGUAAUACUGCGUGCUGAUAUUUAUAGUAUUUUCAGAACACUAAAAUCAUUAAUAUACUGGGGAUAGAGCAACUUGCUAGGGGCUUUGUGGAUUCCUUAAUGUGUCCAAAUUUUUUAAUUGCUGAGUAGUAGUAGUCUAUUACAAGGUCUUUGUACAUAGAAAAGAAUGAAUCUUCUGCUUGCUUUUCCCAUGUUAAAUGACUUGAAACCUCCACUGUUAACUUCUACUUGUACUUGCAAAAGUCUGAGCUUUUAAUGUUAGGGUUCUCAGUGCCUUGACAGUAACUAGUCAGUCUUCUGAAUACUGCACUUCUCUUUCCCUUUAUUACCUUCCCUUUCUUAUCCCAGUCUACCUCUCCUCACACCGUUGCUUUGGAAAAGGUAUAGAACCAAAUAACAUUACUGGAAAAAAAUUACUUUCCCUCCAUCAGAAUGACUGGUUCAAGAACACAAGGCUGAUAGUUUCGCCGUUAAGAAACUCUGUAACUGACUACGUUAGUUACUUCGUAAUUCCACCUACCAUCCAUUUUGUGUGUUCUAUGCCUGCGUUAUAAAUCAUAGAAGCCUGCAGGGAAAGAGCAAUUACAAGGGAGACAAACAGUUGUUCUUCAUAAGAAAUUUCUUGAACUGACUGAUACGGCACUUUUUCAGGAUUAUUAAACUGUCACAGAAACAUUUAAGGAAGCAGACUUUUAAAGUAAAGCUCCUAGAUAUCAUUAGAGUUGCUUUAAUUGGUAAUCUGAAAAAAAGAUCGGUUUGGAUGACCCAAACUUGGAACUCUGACCUCUUGCUAUUCUUUGUAUAAUACAUUUCUAAGAGACAGUUUCUAACUUUGAAUUUGGCAUUGUACUUUGAAGUUCUUCUCUCCAUUGGGGAUGUCGUAGAAGUGGUGUCUUUUCUUUCUUUUUUUUCUGAACAUGCACGCUAGAAGCUAUCCGUCUUGCAAGUAGUAGAUACAUAUUACUUAUGGGGAUUAUAUUCUGGUAGCUUUUUAAAGCCCAGAUUAGAAAUAAACUAUGACAUGAGCCUUGUAAGCUUGUAAUAUAUAUUUAAUUGAGCUAAUGUAUAGAAUGAAGUUUUGUUAAACUUUAUUUCUUUGCUAAUUCUACAGAGCUACGCAUCUCAUAAAGUAGCAACAAAUAUUCAUCUGUUUAAAUCACAAUCUUUUGUUGUGUAACAGUGUGUUUGUAAUAUCUGUCACUUACUAGGGUUUGGUAACUUGCUGUAUUUGUACAGUCAAGCCUUGAUAAAAUUGAUGUUUAUAAUUCGAUGGAUAAUAAUCUGUUUGUUCUGCUGAAAGUGAUGGAGCAGUGAUGCAUGAAAAUAGUGUUUGCAAGUAUUUUGAUUUAGUUUGCCCUCAUGAAACUUGUCCUGGCACCAGAAAAUAAAAAUGCCAUGGAACAAAAGUCCAUUGCUGGCAGUGGACAAGCCAAGAAUUGAGCUGCUACUGGCACAAAAAGUUAACCACAGGGACCUCACUGUGAGGCAGAUCCAUUAUUAAAAUAAAGUUUGAGAUAUUUGAAACAUGCUGGAGUAGUGCUGACUUGUUGGGUUUUCAGGAUGCAAUUUUUCUUUAACAGGCAAGAAAGAGGAAACUGGCCUUAUGAAAACUUGAAGUUCUGGGUUCACAGUCUUUGUGGAUCUCCUGGAUCGUUCUCUUUAAUAUUUCAUUACAAAAAAAAAUGGAAAGAAAGAGUUGCUGAGGCUUGUGGAAAAUCAUUACUUCAAGGCUUUGUUUCAAGAUAACUUAAGUGUUUUCAGGUGGCAUCUGUUUAUAGUGGAGAAAUUCAUUAACAGCCUAUGAAAUAAAAUUAAUCUCAUUACUGUA